Messenger RNA from Vombatus ursinus (common wombat), 1984 nucleotides. RefSeq names its product DNA polymerase epsilon 3, accessory subunit (gene POLE3). Bases 103 to 546 code for a protein of 147 amino acids. Lineage: Eukaryota; Metazoa; Chordata; Mammalia; Diprotodontia; Vombatidae. The transcript is spliced from 4 exons. Gene Ontology annotation, cellular component: epsilon DNA polymerase complex; CHRAC. The record is from RefSeq and is a predicted model, not a curated record. Gene Ontology annotation, molecular function: chromatin DNA binding; protein heterodimerization activity. Gene Ontology annotation, biological process: heterochromatin formation; DNA damage response; leading strand elongation.
AACGCGACCGGCGUAGGUCCCGGGCGCAACUGCCGCCCUGUCUCGGAGGCCGGCGGCGGAGUCGUUGCGGCUCUCCCGGGCGAGACGAGGGCAGAGGUGGCCAUGGCGGAAAGGCCAGAGGACCUGAACCUUCCCAACGCCGUCAUCACCAGGAUCAUCAAGGAGGCGCUCCCUGACGGCGUCAACAUCUCCAAAGAGGCCCGGAGCGCCAUCUCUCGGGCUGCCAGCGUGUUCGUGCUGUACGCCACCUCCUGUGCAAACAACUUUGCGAUGAAAGGAAAACGGAAGACCCUAAAUGCUGGUGAUGUACUAUCAGCAAUGGAAGAGAUGGAGUUUCAGCGAUUCAUUUCACCUUUGAAAGAAGCACUAGAUGCAUAUAGGCGUGAACAGAAAGGUAAGAAGGAAGCUUCAGAGCAAAAAAAGAAGGAUAAAGACAAAAGAACAGAUUCUGAGGAGCAAGACAAGAGCAGGGAAGAUGAUAAUGAUGAGGAUGAUGAAAGAAUGGAAGAGGAGGAGCAGAAUGAAGAAGAAGAGGUUGACAACUGAGAGGUUGACAAUGGAGAGAAUGAGUCAGAUGAUAAACUUGGGGUUCAACACUGUUGCCUCCACUGUACUGUUUGACAGAGAAUUCUGUGGCCUUUUCCUCCACUGCUAAAAAUGCUCAUAUAUGAGGACCUGAGAAUACUUCUUGAAUAAUCCCCAAACCAGAGUUUUUCUGAAUGAGGUCUUUCCACUUUCAUUUUACAUAAUCCAUAAAUUGUGACCUUUUGACAAGGUAGGUUAUGAAUUGCCAUUUGAUCAAAUUUUUAUAGGAAAAAUAUAGAAGAUUCAUAUAUUUCACUUGCUGUUUUAUGACCCAAAUUUCAUACUAUCUAUUAUUUAGGGGCUGUAGAGGCAGCUAAAAAUUGGAGAGGUUUGAACUCCUGUGAUAGAUUGACUGUGUAGCUCAUUGAAAGAGUAAUGGAGCCACUCUGGAUUUGGGGGACUGUCCAAAAAGUCUAGGGUAAAGAAUGUAACUUUCAUCCCUUUGAAAGUAACUUUCAGCAAGGUUCUGCCUUCUUUGGUUUGUAACUGAUUAUCUUCUCUUCUUGAGUCUUCCUUCCCGUAGUCUCUUGCUGAGUUUGGAAGUUGGUCGCUAUUUGCCAUGCCCUACUUAGCACUUUGUUUUGAAGUUUGUACUUCACUAUGUUAGUGGAGUGUUGGGUCUAAUAUAAAGUAGGCAUUUCACCUCAAAAUUCUCUUCCUUUCCCCUGCCUACUGAACAAAAUUUUGAAAACAGACUUUCUUGUAUAUGUAGUCCCUUUACUUUUGGUUUUGUAGUAAACCUCACAAGUAUUUCAUCCUUGUAAGCGCUUGGCUUUUUUAUUUAAGAAAUGGCAAGCUCCAAAAUUCAUUUCUUCUAGGUACUACACAGUCGCUGUCUCCAGACUGUUCUUUGCUUUGGUAACUUGUGACCUUCAAUCCAGCUUAAUUUAAGAAAUGUAAGGUUUUCUUCCAGUCCCAAAGUUGUGAUUCUUGUCUUUUAAAGACAAGCUUGAUAGAAUAACUGUUAAUGAAAUAUAAUAAUGCUUAGGAAUAUAAUUCUAGUAAACCACUUUUCUAAAGUGGUUUUGGUGGGGCCUUCAUCUUUUGUUAGGUUUCCCCUUCCCAUUCACUCCCAAGUAGUGUUUAGCUAGAGGGGACUCCCACAGUGACCACAUUCAGUCCCUCUAUUAAGAGAGCUACCUUGAAAAUUGGGAGGAAAGGUUCUUGCCAACUUCUCCCCCUAGUCAGUCUUAAUUUUUUUUUGGUCUAAAAAAUACUAAUAGUAACCCCAUUCCAACUGGAGUAUGACAAGUGAACAAAUGUAAUCUGCUAUCAUUUACUCAUUAAUGGAUUAUAGGGACAAGUUUGUUGAUAAAUGAGGGAAGAAUCUCAUUUCUCCACAUUUGGGGGAAGGAAAUACAGUGGUUUGUAUAAAUAAAAAAUGUUGUUUAAAUUGUUA